Messenger RNA from Penicillium vulpinum, 1236 nucleotides. RefSeq lists its product as uncharacterized. Gene Ontology annotation, biological process: protein phosphorylation. The record is from RefSeq and is a predicted model, not a curated record. Gene Ontology annotation, molecular function: protein kinase activity; ATP binding. Bases 1 to 1236 code for a protein of 411 amino acids. The transcript has a single exon. NCBI's taxonomy places the organism in Eukaryota, Fungi, Ascomycota, Eurotiomycetes, Eurotiales, Aspergillaceae.
AUGCCUAUUCCGAUAUCUCCAUUGCUUCCUAAAUGGGAGCUACAAUCCUACAGUGAGAAUAUUGAUUUCGACUGUGAUGAUCUGCCGGAGCCCAAAAUUCGCCACCAGACGUUGAUAUUUCGAAAUCACAGCUGUAAAUGGCAUAUCAAGGUCACUGUCAUUGGCACUGUAUUUGGCUUCCGAUCUAUCAAAAAAAGCUUGCCUGAGCGCCAUCAUGAAUUCAAACAAUUCGCCCUAUCAAUCGACUAUACCUCGCUACCUCUUAUAGCUGACACUGUGACGGAAAUUGAAUACACAUUGUCUAACGAGAAUUUCAACUCAAUUACGGUGCAAAAUGAAACCACGUUUGCAGACAACGCUUUCAUGACAAGCAUGAACAUGAUGACUUGCGAGAUCAAAGAAGACGCCAAGAGAGUGGUUUAUCCAAUUGAUGGUAUAUCCUCAUCUCUACGAAGAAUCAAGCUCGAGCAGCUACAGGAUAAAGUUCAAAUCUCUACAGCUGUUUUCAAAGUGUGUUUUGCCAGCCAGACCUUCGUUUACAAAGAGAUCAACCGCAUGGGGUACCUUCCACUCGACACGGAUAAUAUCCUACAAGAAAUAGAAGCACUCGAAAUAUUCCAGGGAUGUUCGAAUAUAGUGCAGGCAGUAGGAAUCAUCACAUCCACCAAUCCUUACCAGACCGACCCGUCGAGCGACUAUCCUCCAGUUAUUACCGGGAUUCUACUCAAAUUUUACCCUAUGGGCUCACUAGAGCUGAUUUUUGAACAACACGAAGCGAACAAAGUCGUCUGCUGGAGCUCUGUAACUAUUCAGAUCGGAGAAGCGUUGAUAUGCAUGCACAAAGCCAAAAGGACCCACCUUAACCUCAAGUUGUCAAACAUAGUCCUGGACGCAGAUGGGAAUGCGCUUAUUAUUGAUAUUAGUGGAACUGGGAGUUUCACAUGGGAAUGGCUAGCACCGGAAAUGAAAAAAGAGUUACAGGACAGAGUUGAUGAUGGACAUGAAGCAAAGCCCGCACAAUCGCCAUUUGAAAAACAACGGCUGAAUGAUACAUGGGCUUAUGGAAAAUUACUUUCGACCAUUGCAAAGAAGCUUGGUGGGAAUGGGCUUGGCCUGAAAGCAAACCGUGUUGCAGAAUGCUUGAUGAUUGAGGAUCCUAAGAUUCGUAUGUCUUUGGAAAAUGCCAUCGAGGUCUUACGACAGGAAGAUGAUGGCAAGCCUGUGGCAAAUAUCUAA